AUGGAGGAACUCCAGAGGAAACUGGACAAGAGAUAUGACAGCCACCAGAGGUACGACAGCAAGUUGGCCUCAUCAGUCAGCAGCAGGAUGCUGAAGUAUGUGUACGAGGACAGCCAGGAACUGGACAGCCCAGAGGAGAAGUACCCCCACAGCUUCCACAGCCACAACAUGCCCAGACACCUGGAGAUGGAGCAGCUUUGUGGCUUCCAGGACAUGCAGGACCAGGGCCUGUACCCCCAUACCGGACUGAUGACCCAGAGGAUCAACAUCUACAGAGGGGGGGCUAACUAUGGACCCCCUGCCCACACUGAUGCGCCAAAGCUAGACCCCAAGUAAAUUGUAGUGGCUUGGUUGAAAAACUACGCUAUGAAAACUGUUGAUUUGUAGCUUAAUACACAACCUCAAGAUUCCCCUUCACCACACUCCUAUAUAGUUUCAUUCCCUUUUGUAGUGCAUGCUUCAUGGUAUUCGAUUAGUAAUUCAUUCUCUUCUGAUGGGUGGGUGCUUGUCGAUGAAAGUCUCUAAAUGCCUCAGAGUUGAAUGAACCAAGUGAGUUACACUUAUUAAGCAUUAAACAAAGAGAAUAACUUUAACAGAGGAAAACAGGGCUGGUGUUAUGGGUGAGCCUUAGGGGGGCUGGCCCUCCCCACCCUACCUCCUUGCCCAUCCAAAUAAAAUAUUGAAAUAUUGAUAAUUUAUUUGACCUAGAUGCACACUGACAGAAAGACCAGUCAAUCUCAGAUAAAGCAUUCGAGCGAGUGAAACAGCGCCCCUCUGUCUCAGUAUGUGUAGAGCAUGUAUCUGAUACUGUCUGGACGAAAAGAGUAUGGCAUGUCAAACUAUUUCUAGCCAAGCAUCAGAUACAUGGGCUACACAUAUUAAGACAGACAGCGCUGUUUCACUCACUGGGAUGCUUUCUCCGGUGAGAGAGUAUCAGCAGAGAGGAAGAGGCAAAGCGAGAGGCUCACUCUCGCCAAAAUCUCUUCGGAAUCAGCCCAAUGCGUUGCUGUGGGCAUAAUAUGCAGACCUAAACUUGUCGCCUGCCUUCCCGCCUUUGGGACAACCCCUCCCAUCGUCGGGGCGAAGACAUGAGCAUCUCGUCAUUAUAUACAGAACUCUGGUUUCAGCCUGCGAAUUGCAAAGGAAAGUUGGCGGGUGCACAGUGCUCUGUUAGGAUGCUGGCUUCCCCUAAAGUAAAUUGAUGUUUUGCCAAAAUUAUUCCUGUCUAAAUAAAAACAUUCAAAAUACUUCACCAGAGAGCACGACUUAGCCACAGAGGAUCAUUAGCUUCUUAAAAAAAAAAAAAGCUGUGUAUUGUUUCAAAUCAGAAGUGUGUAGGACUAUGCCUAUUUGGUAAUCCCGCAAUUUGGGCAGCGGGCGUUGCUAUAUUUCAAGCUGAUUGAGUUGCGGCUGUCAGUGAAAAGCAUCUAAAAUAUGUGUGUCUUGAGUAUAAUGCAAAAUGCUGAGACAAGAAGGGGAGGAGUGUGUGGCGAAGAUAUGGCGCAUCUCUCUCCAGAAUUCAUGCACUCCGCUCUCCAGAAUGCGCUCAGCUGUCUCCCGCCAAUUCUUGCCCAUUCAUUGUUUCAUUGUGUGAAUUGUUUGACCUAUGAUCGUUUAUUUUUGAUCAACUCCCCAUUACACAUGUCACCAUUAGGCCUAGUAAAUAUGCCGUUAAUCCCAGUAAUUUGGUUACAUACAUUUCUGUUAUUGCAUGUAUUAAUUACAGUCAUUACCAUUCUCAUUCUCGGAGUGGAAACGUUUGCAGAGUUCACAACCUGCUACACUUGUGAGAAACCAGUUUUGGUUCAUUUCCUAAUCAUUACGAGUUUUGUCAAUCUUUUCAUUGUCUUUUGUUUGGAGUGCUCCAUGAGGAAUGAGCAUGUGUCUGGUUUCUCUGUCCUGAUGACGUUGAGGGAGCGUGCACGCCUGAGCACGCAUAGAAGUAGGCCUACCUGACCUGCUGCAUGCAAAUGUCGGAAAGUGCCCAUUUGGCAAUGUCUGUUUUCUGAUUGUCUUAACUCACCACGUCCACCACGAAUAAACUGAGCUUCUCAGUAAUUUUUUCUUCACCUCACACAUUGUAAACGAAGUCUUAUUAUUAUUUUUAUUAUUUUUUUAAUUUUUUUUACAUCCAUUGCAAAUGAUAGUUUCUCAGUAUUUGAAACGUCUUUCCAACACUCCCGGCCUCACCAAGCCUCGGUGUGAAAGAGCAAAAUAUAAUGAUCCGAUUAACCAUAUAUUCAGUGGAAACGUCAUAAAAAACAGCUGUCUGACCCGAGCUCACUGGCGCCAGAAACUCUGAGGGCCCGGAAUAGUCUAGUUGAUACAAUCGGUCGGAUCCAGUUGAUGAUUUGAUACAAUGUUGCACUUCACCAGCAAUAGCUCAAGUCAAGAAAUAUAGAAAGGGAGACAGACGUAUGCGGAGCAGAGAGAUGAAUGUGAUGGAAAGAACCGGAAUUUUCAUCAGGAUAUUUUCUACUGUUUUUAUUUUGUCGGCUUUAGGCCUAUGUAUUUUACUUAGUUGAUGGUGGAAGUUAUAGGCCUACUGCUGCAUUGGCCUAUAGGCUAUCUCUGAGUUCUAUGCGCUCAUUUAUUUAGCCUCCAAUGGACUACAGUGUAUCAAUGUGUCCAUAUGUCAGAAGCUGGUGAUCUCCUGUUCGUUGAAUUUUCAUCAUUUUAUUGUAUGAUUAACCACAUGACAAUGAUUUUGAGAAACAAAAACGUUAUUAUUGAAAUGAAACGGCGCAUCAUAACUUUCACGCAGAUCGGUAGAAAUGUUAGGAUAAAUUGUAGGCUUCCCCAAACUUUAAACUCACGAGCUGCCUAUGGUCUUUAUUAUAACACCCAUUCUAAAAAAUUGUGAACGCGCAAAAGCACCUGCACACAUAGGUCUCGUGAAAAAACUUGCCCGCCUAUGGAUGUCAAAGGUUCGUCCAACUGAUUCGUCCUGGCGCCGGCCCUGGAGGAAAACUAUACUAAUCAUGUAUUUUGCGUAUUAGUGAACCAUUUAUUACUCCAUAUUCCCUAUUUAAUACUGUUGUGACACAACACCAGCCAUUCAUUUUUACUGGCACAAUCAUAUUAUGCUAUGAUGCCAUUAAGAUUCAAUGGCUGGUCUUAUAACAGUUCCAAUACGUUAUCUCAUAUGAGCUGUUGACCUAUCGAACUGUGUUAAAACCAAGGACAAAACAAUGUUUUUGUUUUAUGCUGUCAUUUGCCAACCUCAAUGUGUGUGCAAUAUUGUAUCAAUACAGCAAUUAAGUAUCAGAUGAUCAGAUUACAGUCACAUCUUCGGUAUUUUAUUGACUGGAGCAAUAAGUGUAACUGUAGUCUAUCCUGUGAUGUUCACACUAGACAAAAUACGAAAGCAUAAGAUGUUUACUUUUAUCCCUAUGUCCUAUUUCUCACAAAUUACUUUAAUAAAAAUACGAUUGAAUAAAUUAUAAGGCAUGUAUCACACAGUCCCAUACACAGUUUAUGAUAAUGCACUUAUAAAGCCCCUGUAGUGUUGUCAAGUUGUGUCUGCAAAGCAAAUUAAGACACAGGUCAUAACCGCUAAAACAUACAUUUAUAUUCAAGUCUGUCUUUAUCAAUAUCAUUAUACUGAGUAAUGCACAUGAGUGACCAGGCUUUUGUUUGUGUCCUCCAGUCUUCAGUAUUGGACUUUGGAAAGAUAAAAAAUCUACACCAGUAAUCUGCGGAUCAUCUGGACCCCUCGGAGGGAUGGAGGGACAGGGAGACAUCCUCAGCCCCCUGGGGCAGUGGACGAGUACUCACGGGGGCAUGACAGCGGGGGCAAGAGGAGGCCCAAUGCCCUCUGUGCUCACAGGAAGGAGUAGAGCACCCAUCCACAGGACAAGGUAAUGGUGCCUGACCAGACCACCUUGUGUCUCUCUCUAACCACAUUGUCUCCUCGCUCUGCCUGCUGACUGUGCACAGAUAGUGAUGACUACUCAGUUUCUCUGCUCCCGCGGCAUCUGCUGCCACUUAUGAGCCGGGUAACGCUCAGUAAUUCCCCAUGGUCACUUCUUUUACUGAUUGCAGGUUUCUCUCUCUCUCGCACUCUCUCUCCUCUCUCUCUCUCUGUCUCUCUCUCUGUCUCUGUCUUUCCAUUCCAUUCCUAACUCAUCUCUCUUUCUCUCACUGGGUCUCACUGGUUUUUCUCUAAUUUCUCUUUUUGUUGUUGCCUUUUUCGCAUUCUCUGUUUGGACCCAGAUCAUGUUUCUUUUACUUGUAAUAUUGUGGCUAGGGUUGCAAAACUACCGGUAAUUUACCAAAGUUACCGUAAUCUUCAGUCAUUUUGGUAAUUAACAGAAAAUCUAUGGCAAUCUAUCUUAACUUUGGUAAUUUAUACUUGAAUAUCUUUUAGAAAAUGUAUUAAUAUAUAGUUUGAAUUGUUUAUAUCUGUGUCCAUAUUGUCCAUGAGUUUCUAGUAGAUAGACCAUAUGGUUCAAGAGAAAAUGGCCUAUAUAUGAAAAAAGCAUCUAAUCAACAAUGGCAUUAUUUUCAAUUUCAUAUUUUAGUCAUUUAGCAGACACUAUUAUCUAGAGCAACUUACAGGAGCAAUUAGGGUUAAGUGCCUUGUUGACCUUUCGGGUACUGGCCCAACACUCUUAACCGCUAGGCUACCUGUUGCCCCUUUUUUACCUCUGCAACCCGUCCAACUAUUGACUUUUUUCACAACUGCCACCCAUUUGACGCCAAAACAUUGACAACAAAUACAUAUUGACAUUAUAAAAUAAAUAAAAGUAUGUAAAAAUAAGAUAUUUCAUGCCGAAACCCUCAUAUUAAACACAAAUGGUAUUCACUAAAUUGAGGGUUUAUAUUUAAGAUAAUGUUUUCACAGCUUCGUCAUUAUUAUUAUUUUGUAAUUUUUUAAAUAAUCUUAUUUAAUUAUUUAAUAUAUUCUACAUGGAAUAAGGCCACACAGAGUGCUAGACAUAAUUACAGACGCUUGUGAUAAUCUGAAGUACCCAAAAGGGCCACUAGAUGUCUUGUGAUAUAUUACGUAAAAUCCUUGAAAGAUACCAAAAUUCUGGUAGUUUACUUGUAAACUUAGAAAGUUUACAGUAAUAUACCCUCCCUUUGCAUCCCUAAUUGUGCCACACCAUUUGCUGGAUUCAUUAGGUAUGAUACAGUAUCUUAUAUGAGUUCUGUUGUGUUGUUAGUGACACUGUGUUUAUUUGUGUGCCUCCAGCAGGAUGCUGCGUCCAGCUGCCAGCAUUGUGGAGGUUCGCGCUGUGUACCCUGCUCUUUGUGCCAUGGCAGCAAGCUGUCCAUGCUGCCAACCGCUUCAAUGAGUCUAUCAGUGUGCUGCGAUGCCAGGCCUACUGCCCUGAUGGACUGGAGAGGUGCCAGUCCUGUACCAAAUAACACCAACCACUGGCUGUGUGUGUGCCCAUUGUCUCUCCUGCCUGAGGUAAUAUCACUGUAA
Messenger RNA from Coregonus sp. 'balchen', 5434 nucleotides. NCBI's taxonomy places the organism in Eukaryota, Metazoa, Chordata, Actinopteri, Salmoniformes, Salmonidae. The record is from the annotation of a GenBank genome assembly.